AUGGAACCAUAUGAGGCUCUGUAUGGACGCAAGUGUCAAACGCCUUUGUGCUUGUAUAAGGACGUUGAAAGUAUGAUUGUAGGACAUGAGAUGGUGCAACAGGCUACAUAUAAGAUUACUUCACGAAUUGGACCUGUGGCUUAUCGAAUUGCAUUGCCUCCGAUAUUGUCCUAUAUUCACAACGUAUUUCACAUGUCGCAAUUAAGGAAAUACAUUUUAGAUCCAUCACAUGUGAUCGAACCAGGCACAGUUCAACUAAAGGAUAACUUGUCAGUUGAAUUAGUACCUAUAAGAAUUGAGGACAUGAAGAUAAAGCGGUUAAGGAACAAAGAAGUUUUGUUGGUCAAAGUGAUUUGGAACCUAACUACUGGAGAUCCGACUUGGGAACUAGAGGGUAAGAUGAGGGAAUAA
This is a messenger RNA of Cicer arietinum (chickpea), 411 nucleotides long. RefSeq lists its product as uncharacterized. The record is from RefSeq and is a predicted model, not a curated record. Lineage: Eukaryota; Viridiplantae; Streptophyta; Magnoliopsida; Fabales; Fabaceae.